CCCCCGACUCGGCCAGAGUGCACGACCCACCCAGCCCAGCCGCGCACGGUUCCCCCAGCCAGCAGCCCAGCCCACGCCCAACCCCCCCCCGAGCCGCGCACGGCGCCCCCAGCCAGCAGCCCAGGCGGACCACCCACCGGACCGGACUACUCAAUCGUCGAUGUUUUCCACUCCAGAUCUUGUAUGUGAACUCUUCGAUCUUUGAAGAAUUUGGUAUCAUGAAAAGAAGAGAGCGUAGUUGGAUGUAUGAUAGACUCGACGGGCGCAAUCUUAAGCCCGACUUUCUCAAGGGGGUUGGAGAGUUCAUUGAGUUUUGCAAAGAGCAUCCAACAUGCAAUGAUGGUGACAAAAUAAGAUGCCCAUGCCCCUUGUGUGAUAACAGGCGUUUGAUGUCCAAUCGAGGAGAACAUUCAGCCAUCCGCAGUCGUUUAGGUGCACGUGGAGGUGGUCGUGAAGGUGGUUGUGAAGGUGGUCGUGGAGGUGGCCAUGGAGCUGACCAUGGAGCUGGCCGUGGAGGUACUACACGGGUGACCCAACCCUCACUGGAUACCUACUUUGAUGAUGACGAAACUCAAGGUGAAUACUCUGAAGAGGUGGUACCUGAUUCACAAGUAAAUGAAGAAGCUGAGGAUUCUGGAGUCGUUUGGAUGGCACCGGGUGAACUUUGGUUUGAUCACAGUUCCAUUUCGCGGGAUAUUACUAACGUCAUCCAGAAAUAUUUCAAGAGUCCUUGGACGUGUUAUACCAAAGUUGACAAGGAUACAAAAGAUCAUUGGUUCACUCUGUUCAAGAGGACCUAUAAAUGGUUGCCUGAGUUUGAUCACCUUGCUGUGCGUGAUUACCAUGCAAAUGCAUAUAAACGGGUUAAGUACAUCCACUACCAAAUAACAAGAAAGAGUAAUGGAAGGAAGCCAGAUUGGAUGUCUGAGAAAGUGCAUGCAGAUAUGAUGAAGCACGUGGAUGAUGAUGAAUUCAAGAAAAGAUCUGAGCAGGCUAAGAAAAAUAGAAGAGGGGGUUCAUUAACCAACAAUGUUGAACCAUCACAUUUCCAAGGUUCCAUUUCCACAACUGAGGCUGCAAAGAAAAUGGCAAAGGAAAGUGGAGGUGUGAUGCCUACAGCUGGUGACUUAUAUUUGAAGACACACACGAAGGAAGUACCGGGUAAAGGGAAAGUCCCUUGUAGUAGCAAAGCAAAGCAAAUCAAGGUAACUUACUAUUAUUCAAACAAAGCUUAUGAAACACGUUUUAAGUUUAAAAUCAACCCUUAGUUCGUUUAUUUGAAAAAUGGGAGCGAAAAUGCCUUAUUUGGUCAAUAUAGGUCCUAUAUCGACAAAAUAUGACCUAUGAAACAUGUUUUAAGUUUAAAAUCUGCCCCUAGGUGAUUUAGUUGAAAAAUGGGACCGAAAAUGCCUUAUUUAGCCUAUA
Messenger RNA from Spinacia oleracea (spinach), 1425 nucleotides. RefSeq lists its product as uncharacterized. NCBI's taxonomy places the organism in Eukaryota, Viridiplantae, Streptophyta, Magnoliopsida, Caryophyllales, Amaranthaceae. Bases 219 to 1268 code for a protein of 349 amino acids. The record is from RefSeq and is a predicted model, not a curated record. The transcript has 7 exons.